This is a messenger RNA of Fusarium redolens, 948 nucleotides long. RefSeq lists its product as uncharacterized. The transcript has a single exon. The record is from RefSeq and is a predicted model, not a curated record. Gene Ontology annotation, molecular function: zinc ion binding; metalloendopeptidase activity. Lineage: Eukaryota; Fungi; Ascomycota; Sordariomycetes; Hypocreales; Nectriaceae. The coding region runs from base 1 to 948 and encodes 315 amino acids. Gene Ontology annotation, biological process: proteolysis.
AUGAUCAUGUUACUAUCACAACUGAGCUUGGCGGCCCCUAAAGCCACAUUAUCCUUUCAAGCCGACAGUGACAAUCUUCCUCCCAGCCUGCACACAUCUCAUAUCCGGUUCAACUGGCUUGAAGGAUCAAGCUCCAGAAUCACCUCGCCAUCUGUCAAGUCUAUCCAUCACGGCGACAUUCCCCGUGAGGCUCAAGCGUUAUGGAUCGAUAAGGAGGACCGUUGGCCCCUUGGGCAUGCCAUCACGGUGGUAUUCCUUGAACGGCCAAUCCAUUGUCACGCCGACAGGGUGAUUCAGAUAGUCGCCCAAUGUGCUGAGCAGUGGGUCCAAGACGCAAACAUCAGUUUUCAAUUUCUGGCAACCACAACAAAUAACCACGCCAUGGGAAGAGCUGACCUCCAAAUCACUUUUCAGCCUGGUAUUAGUUGGUCUGUCAUUGGAACACAGGCGCUAAGGGUCCCAGGAAGAACUAUGAAUCUUGCAGUAGAGCCAUGGCAUGCGGCAGAUCAGAUCCGUCGUAUGGCAUUCCAUGAGCUUGGGCACGCCCUUGGAUUCCGUCACGAGCACGCCUCCCCGGCAUCCAACCUCAAGUUCGACAAGGCAAAAUGGAUAAUAGAUACUGGUAAAACAGAGGAAGACUUCGAGGCGAACUUUGAAAAGCGAAUUGAUUACCGGCCUCGCCUUGUUUCAAAAUUCGACCGGCAAUCCAUCAUGAUCUACAAGACCCUUUCAGAGUGUGAAUGGAAUGUGGACGGAGUUGAUAUCCCUUUGACCAAUCGUCUAUCCGUCAUAGACCAGGCAGUUAUCAAAAUUGCAUAUCCCUUCCAAGCAACCAAUCGUCAACUUGUCAAUGGCAAGUGGUACUGUCAGAACGGGACCUGCAAGCCAAGAAGGGCUCAAUGUAAUCUUUGCAAGCAUAUUUCAAAGCUUUCUCCUUUGGGUGAAUAG